This is a messenger RNA of Cyphomyrmex costatus, 1801 nucleotides long. RefSeq lists its product as uncharacterized. The transcript has 5 exons. Lineage: Eukaryota; Metazoa; Arthropoda; Insecta; Hymenoptera; Formicidae. The record is from RefSeq and is a predicted model, not a curated record. Bases 124 to 1611 code for a protein of 495 amino acids.
AACCAUCUGGUCGGAGCUGUCGUAUGCAUAUGGUGCCAUUCGUAUUUGUUAUCGUUGGUGUUACGCGGAUGGUGCUGUGGGUGCUGGUCUCGGUAUAGUCUCCUCCGCGGUGCGAAGCGCAAAAUGGGCAACCAGGUGGCACGCGUCGGGAACAUGUCGUACAGGAAGAUGGAAUCCGCGACCGGUAACGGGAAUCACGGCGCGAACGUCACUGCCUCCACUGCCGCCGACGUCGUCUCUAAGAGCGAACCGGACGAUCACACGCAGUUCUUCCCGAUCGACAGCCUCGCCAAGAUAUUGUCUCAUCUCACUUACCAAGAGGUACAUGUUAACGGCAUUACCAAGUCUGUAUUCGAAAAGUACUUAUUUCCUACUCAUCCUGAGCUAAGCGAGAAGCUCUUCACUUAUUUUCACCACAAUGCUCAUGCCACAACUGCAUACAUAAGUACAACAGCUUUCAAGCAGCAAUCGGAGAAAUUUUUGUCAGUACUGAACGACCAAGCUAUACUGGAGAAUUAUGUAAAGAUAUAUUCUGACCUAAAAAAUACUGGCAAUGUUACUCCUGAAUCGUUGCGAGCAUUAUUAACAUCUUGCUUCGAGCUAGCGAUGGAAAACAACAACACCAGUUCAUGCCCUCCUUCGCAACAGAUAUUAAAUGCAGUUGUCAUUUCAUGUUUUCAUGGCAAGACUAGCUUAUCUACGAGUUACGUGAGUAAUUGGAUCGGACAGCAUUGCCCACGCCUUGUGUACGGCCUACAGCGAUACAUAGUACACGUAUUAACAACUGCUUAUCGCAAUGGUAAAACGCUUUUAUCAAAAGAGCAGCCGCAAUCUUCUGUAGAUAUUAAAAAAGUCCGUGCCCUACCCGUAUUAGAAAAAUCCGAUCAGGAGUUCCUGCAAGUGGACUUGUUGCCAAUAAGCUACGUCUGGCUAUUGUCGUGUGCAUUACCACAGUGUUACUUCAAGACCAAGGAUGCACCGAAGGACAUAACUCACGCUUUGAUAGCCAAAAGAACAGGCACUAUUUGUCCAAAGCAUUGGACGUUACUGUACAAUAGCGGAGAGCAUGGGACCGGGGCUAAUCGCUUCCUUCACCAUGUGUUAGGUUACAGAGGACCCACUCUGCUAAUUAUAAGAGCUGCUAAUGUAGAGAGGAAUGCGGAAUGUCCAACGUAUUGUGUAUGCUCGGCCGUCGAGUGGCGAGAAAGUCAUCUCUAUUGGGGCGACGAAGAUUCAAUAGGCAUUCAACUGAUUCCGUCCUAUAAAAUCAUGGAGAAAGGUCCAAAAGUACUAUAUUUGAAUACGAAUAUUAGAGGUUAUCCACAUGGUUUACGAUUCGGUAGCGAUCCUCGUUCGCCGCUUAUCAGUAUCGACGAAUCAUUUCACUUCGUGACUAUUGCCGGCGCGCCUUAUAGCAUCGCCAGUUUAGAAGUUUGGGGUUGUGGCGAUACAAAACUAAGAGAGAAGCAAUUGGAGAUUAAGAAAUGGCAGGUGAAAGAAGCGGAGAAACAGAGGGUCGUCAAGUUAAGCGCGAGCGAUUGGUUGGACCAUCCUGAUCGUUACUUACUAGAGUUGGCUGGUAGAACUUCUUACAACGAAUCUAAUAAUUAGAGCCGCAAAAAAAUAAUGUGCGUGCUUAAAUAACUGCUCAUAUUAUUACUUUAUUAUUUUACUUUGUAAAUAUGUAUAUAGCGUCAAAGAUAUCAAGAAUUUCUGUACUUAUGUGAUGUACGAAGAACGUACGUAUGAGAUGUGAUUACGUGACUUACGUGAAAUACAGGGACUUAUGCUUGACGUACUU